Molecule: messenger RNA, 3546 nt
Organism: Kluyveromyces marxianus DMKU3-1042
Lineage: Eukaryota; Fungi; Ascomycota; Saccharomycetes; Saccharomycetales; Saccharomycetaceae
Gene: NCR1
Product: sphingolipid transporter
Exons: 1
Coding region: 1-3546 (1181 amino acids)
Cellular component (GO): membrane
Source: RefSeq, a predicted model, not a curated record
AUGUUGUUUCGAUGGUGUUUCGGGGUGUUAAUAAUUCUUCAAACAGUUCUCUGUUUAGAAUCCUGUGCAAUGUACGGUAAUUGCGGAAAAAAGUCAAUAUUCGGCGCUUCAUUGCCCUGUCCGGUGAGUGCUGAUUUCAGGCCACCGCUUGUUGAUUCAAAAGAUAUCCAGUUUCUAGUUGAUACAUGUGGAGAAGAAUGGAAGCAAUAUGACAGAUUAUGUUGUACAAGAGAGCAAAUGGUUGCUUUGAAAGAAAAUUUGAAUAAAGCAGAAAGUAUAAUUGCAUCUUGUCCCGCUUGCAAAAAAAAUUUCGAAACUAUCUUCUGUCACUUUACGUGUUCUCCACACCAACGUCACUUUGUUGAUGUUAUUGAAACCAGUGAAUCAAGAGAUGGUAGAGAGAUAGUCGCUGAAUUGGACGUUUUUGUUAACGGUUCGUGGGCAUCUGAGUUUUACGAUUCUUGCAAAAAUGUCAAGUUCUCAGCUACGAAUGGCUAUGCCAUGGAUUUAAUUGGUGGUGGUGCUACUAACUAUUCAGAGUUUAUGAAAUUUAUGGGAGAUGAAAAGCCAGCUUUAGGUGGCUCUCCUUUCCAAAUUAACUAUAAAUAUGAAGCAAAAGAUUCUCUUGCUUUGUUCAAUGAAGAUGUUUAUCGUUGUGACGAUAAGGUUUAUAAGUGCGCAUGUGCUGAUUGUACAGAGUCCUGUCCAAGCCUUGAUUCCAUUAGAACUGGUCGUUGUAUGGUAGCUGGUAUACCAUGUGCAUCGUUUUUCUUUAUGGUAACAUAUGCUGUUCUGUUUGUCGCAAUAGGUGUAUGGCAUGUUCACAUAUUCAAAGAGAAAAGGAAGGCAAAACAAGCAUCAAAUAUAACACAGAGCCCUGAACCUCUUUUGAGUGAGGGAAACACAAGUGAUACAGUAAAUGAUAACGGUUUAUUUGUAGAGUAUGCUUCAGAUAGGAAUAUGGCAAAUGAUUCAAUUUCAAAACUGCUCUCAAAACUUGUUUCCAAGUGCAUUGAAAACCCAAUUAGUGUAUUAUCAUAUACAUCAAUCCUAGUCUCAGUAUUACUAGCUGCACUAAUUUUAUUUGGUGAGUUGGAAACAAAUCCUGUUAAUCUUUGGGUUAACCCCAGCUCGUCAAAGUUCAAAGAAAAGGAGUAUUUUGAUAAGAAUUUUGGUCCAUUCUAUAGGACAGAGCAAAUAUUCAUAGUAAAUGAAGAUAAACCUGUGUUGGAGUAUGAAACAUUGAAAUGGUGGUUCCAAGUAGAGGAAAAUAUAACAAAGGCACUAAAAUCAUCAGAAAAUGUAACCUACCAGGAUUUAUGCUUUAGACCAACUGAAGAUUCCACAUGUGUGAUAGAAUCAAUCACACAAUAUUUUGAUGGAAUACUCCCAGAUGAAAAUUCUUGGAAAGACCAAAUUAAACUCUGUACUGAUUCCCCAGUGAAUUGUUUACCAUCUUUUCAGCAACCACUCAAAACAAACCUUCUCUUUAGUGAUGAAGAUAUAUUCAAUGCAAAUGCGUUAGUUGUGACACUUCUAAUUUCAAAUCAUUCUGAAUCUGCAGUUCUCUGGGAGCAAGCGCUAGAAAAUCAAUUGCUCCUUCAAAAGCCUCCAAAAGGAAUAAGAAUUAGCUUUAACACAGAAAUGUCACUAGAAAAGGAGCUUAAUAGCAGUAAUGAUAUUGUUAUUGUUUCCUUAUCCUAUUUGAUCAUGUUCAUAUAUGCAUCAUGGGCUUUAAAACGUAGAUCUGGUGGAACUCGCUAUCUUUUGGGUUGCGCAGGUGUUCUAAUAGUGUUUGCUUCCGCCAUAUCGUCAGCAGGUGUUUUGAGUAUACUAGGUAUUAAAUCGACACUUAUACUAGCAGAGGUAAUACCAUUUUUGAUUUUAGCAAUUGGAAUUGACAACAUAUUUCUAAUUACCCAUGAGUAUGAUAGGGUUGAUGAAAGUAAUCCUUCAUUGUCUCUAGAUGAAAAAAUAAUAAAGUGCAUGCGUAGAAUAUCGCCCUCUAUUGUUUUUUCAUUUAUUUGUCAAGGGGGGUGCUUCUUAUUAGCUACCAUAGUAGAAAUGCCAGCGGUAAGAAAUUUUGCCAUAUGUGCGGCAGUCGCUGUCUUUUUCAACGUGUUGUUACAAUCGACAAUUUAUGUGUGUCUAUUACACUUUUAUGAGAAGUAUUACGAUGCUUCUAAUAUAAUAGAGGUUUCAAAUGAAACUUCUGAUAAUACUGAACAAAAUAAUAGUCUUUUGGAAAGAUACUUCACGUUAAUCGGCAAAAAGAGGAAGAUACUAGGUAUUUUCUUUUCCUGGUUUUUGAUAUCUCUAAUAUUUGUACCUUAUGUGAAAUUUGGUUUGGAUCAAACAAUGGCAGUCCCACAAUCCUCAUAUCUAGUUAACUACUUCAAUGAUGUCUAUGAAUAUUUGAACGUCGGUCCCCCAGUCUAUUUUGUUGUUAAAAAUCUUGACUUAAAAUCUAGGCCAGGUCAGAAAAGCAUAUGCGGUAAGUUUACUGAAUGUGAUGAAUAUUCAUUGAGCAAUAUCUUAGAAAUAGAAAGGUCAAGAUCGACAAUAGUGGAGCCAGCAGCAAAUUGGUUUGAUGAUUUUAUGAUGUUCUUGAACCCUGAAUUAGAUCAAUGUUGUCGAUUGAAAAAAGGUACGGAUUCUGUAUGUCCUCCUUCGUUCCCUCCACGCAGAUGUGAAACAUGCUAUAAAAACGGUGAGUGGGAUUACAAUAUGGAUGGAUUCCCGGAAGGUGAAGAAUUCAUGAAAUAUUUCGAUAUAUGGAUCAACUCGCCAAGUGAUGCAUGUCCUCUAGCUGGAAAAGCCCCAUAUUCAUCUGCUGUUUUAUAUAAUAGCACCGAUGUUAUUGCUUCCACAUUUAGGGCCGCUCAUUCACCUCUAAGAUCACAGGAAGAUUAUAUUCAAGCUUAUGAAGACGCACAAAGGAUAGUUAAUGAAAUGAAAGGUUUGGAUGUUUUCGCAUACUCACCUUUCUACAUUUAUUUCGUGCAGUAUUCAACGAUAGUGCCACUAACUUUGACAUUAUUAUCGGCAUCUAUACUUUUAAUCUUCCUAGUGUCCUGGUGGAUUCUUGGAUCCAUUUAUACUUCCAUUAUUCUUUCAGGUACAGUCUGUAUGAUAAUUGUUGAUAUUGGAGCUAUGAUGUAUCUCUUCGGAAUUAGACUCAAUGCGGUUUCCUUGGUUAACCUUCUAAUCUGUGUUGGUUUGGCUGUUGAAUUUUGUGUCCAUAUUACGAGGGCAUUCACUAUUGUUCCAGUUGGUGUUAAAAAAGACAACGACUCGCGUGUACGCUACACUAUGACCACUAUUGGAGGCUCUGUCCUCAAAGGGAUCACCAUGACAAAAAUUAUUGGCAUUUCGGUUCUUGCUCUAACACAAUCAAAGAUUUUCCAAGUAUUUUAUUUCAGAAUGUGGGCAUCUUUAAUAUUCGUAGCCUCUCUUCACGCCCUUAUCUUUUUGCCGGUUGUUCUAAGCAUGUUCGGUGGUAAGUGCUUCAUUGAAGGUGAGUCAAGUAUUACAUUAGAAGGAUGA